This is a messenger RNA of Pristis pectinata (smalltooth sawfish), 1140 nucleotides long. RefSeq names its product retinol dehydrogenase 12-like. Lineage: Eukaryota; Metazoa; Chordata; Chondrichthyes; Rhinopristiformes; Pristidae. The transcript has 7 exons. Bases 1 to 1140 code for a protein of 379 amino acids. The record is from RefSeq and is a predicted model, not a curated record.
AUGAGGCGGACGCUGGUGAUCAGUCCUGGGGAGGCAGCUGUGGCCACAGCCAGCGUCUCCUGCCGCUACUUCAAGUGUGCCCUCCGCUUCCUGUCCCAGCACGUCUACGUCAUCACCGGGGUGGCCGUCACAGGCACAAGCUUCCUGAUCUUACGGAACUGGCUGGCGGGAGGUGUCUGCCACUGCACCAAGCGGAUGGAUGGGAAAACCGUGAUCAUCACCGGAGCCAACAGGGGGAUCGGGAAGGAGACGGCUCGAGAACUGGCGAGGAGAGGAGCGCGUGUGAUCCUGGCCUGCCGGGACCUGGAACGUAGCGAGCAGGCGGCCGAGGAGCUGCGGAUCAGCACCGGUAACGAGGGCGUCGUGGUGUCCCGUUUGGACCUGGCCUCGCUCGAGUCCGUGCGCUGCUUCGUCAGGGACAUGGCUGAGACCGAGGGCAAGAUCGACAUCCUGAUCAACAACGCAGGGGCUCCCAUUGGACCGAGACAGGUGACAGAGGACGGCUUCGAACUCCAGAUCGGGGUCAACCACUUUGGUCACUUCUUGCUAACCAUCCUCCUGCUGGAUCAGCUGAAGUCCAGUGCGCCGAGCCGAAUAAUCAACGUCUCCAGCCGAGCCCACAGCAUCGGCAAGAUUCGCUUCAACGACAUCAACAUGAAGGACAGCUACGAUUCACUGGUGUCCCACUGCCAGAGCAAGUUGGCCAACAUCCUCUUCACCCGCGAGUUAGCUCAGCAACUGCAAGGGACUGGAGUAACCGUGAAUGCGGUACACCCUGGCAUGGUCUGGACAGACAUGGUCAGUUGCAUGAUGCAUCAUCAACCUCUCUUGGUCCGUUUGAUUGUGGCUCCAUUCUACUUCUGCCUGAAAACACCCAAGCAAGGAGCCCAGACCAGCAUCCACUGCGCUGUGGCACCCGAACUGGAAGGGGUCACUGGACAGUACUUUAGUGACUGCAUGGUGAGAGAGGUUUCCUACUACGCCCAGGACGACUGUACGGCUAAGGCCCUGUGGGACCUGAGUAUCGAAAUGGUGCGCUUGGAGAUCUCACCGAGCACCAUCAACGACAGUCUGUACUGGUCGAUGUCACACCUGAUCCGAGGGACCAAUGUCAAGAAGAACCGCAUUUGCGUUUAUUGA